AUGGACCUUUGGCUUUUCUUCCUCACUUCUUUCUGUAUCGGAGCUUCUCUCCAUGCCCUCCUCAGCUUCCUACAAAACCAGAAGCUCCCACCAGGGCCUCCCUCCGUCCCCAUCCUCGGCAACAUCCUCUGGCUCCUCAAGUCCUCCAAGAACUUCUCCAACGUCGAGACCCUUCUCCGCGUCCUCCGCUCCGACUACGGCUCCAUCAUCACCCUCCACAUCGGCUCUCGCCCUUCCAUCUUCCUAACAACCCACUCCGCAGCCCAUAAAGCCCUCCUGCAGAAUGGCGCCACCUUCGCUAGCCGCCCUCAAUCCAUCGUCGCCACCCAAGUCCUAACCAAUAAUCACCGCACCGUGAGCUCCUCCGCCUACGGCCCUCUCUGGAGACUACUCCGACAAAACCUAAUGUCCAUAGUCCAUCCUUGUAAACUGAAGUCCUACUCCCAUUGCAGCAAAUGGGCUCUGAGUAGAUUGAACGAUAAGAUCAGGGACGACUUCAAAUCCGGUAAUGCUGUUCCCGUGGUAGACCAUAUUCGAUAUACCAUGUUUUGUCUAUUAUCAUAUUUCUGUUUUGGGGAAGAGUUCGAUGAGAAGACAGUUAGGGAAAUAGAGAAAUCUCAGGUGCCGGUGCUAUCCAAUUUUAUUCGGUUCAAUGUGCUGAAUUUUAUGCCCAGGUUGGCGAAGAUUGUCUUCAGAAAACUAUGGAAAGAGCUCUUGGAAAUUCGUCGCAACCAAGAAAAAACCCUUAUACCUAUCAUAAGAGCUUGCCGCGGCCGCGAGAAGAAGACGAUGGUAUCGUAUCUUGAUACCCUUUUGGAGCUUCAUGUCCAGGAUGUGGGAAGAAAGCUUCUGGAGGAGGAGCUCGUGAGCUUAUGCUCGGAGUUCCUGUUCAUCGGCACGGACACCAGCACGGCGGCGAUGCAGUGGGUGAUGGCCAACUUGGUGAAGCACCAAGACAUACAAGAGAAGGUGGUUGAGGAGAUUAACCGAGUUGUGAAGCCGGGAGAGGAGAUCAAGCAAGAAGAUGUCAGCCACAUGAAUUACUUGAAGGCAGUGGUGCUGGAGGCCUUGAGGAGGCAUCCGCCGGGCCAUUUUUCGAUACCGAGAUCGGUGACGGAGGAGACCAUUUUUGAUGGGUACCUGAUACCGAGAGAUGCCUUGGUGAAUUUCACAGUUGCAGACAUGGGUUGGGACCCCAGUGUGUGGGAAGAUCCGAUGGAAUUCAGGCCGGAGAGGUUCAUGGUGGGUGAAGGUGGAGAGGUGGAGUUUGAUGUAAAAGGGGUGAGGGAGAUCAAGAUGAUGCCUUUUGGGGCAGGAAGGAGGGUUUGUCCUGCUAUUUCCUUUGCAUUGUUUCAUAUACAAUACUUUGUGGCAAAUUUGAUUAGGGAUUUCAAGUGGGUUGCUGAGGAUGGAGGUGGGGUUGAUUUGAGUGAGAAGAAAGAUGGGUUCACCAUUGAACUCAAGCAUCCACUCAGGGCUCUAGUCUCUCCUAGAACAAUUAGCUAA
This is a messenger RNA of Vitis riparia (riverbank grape), 1506 nucleotides long. RefSeq names its product cytochrome P450 89A2-like. The record is from RefSeq and is a predicted model, not a curated record. The transcript has a single exon. The coding region runs from base 1 to 1506 and encodes 501 amino acids. Gene Ontology annotation, molecular function: iron ion binding; oxidoreductase activity, acting on paired donors, with incorporation or reduction of molecular oxygen, NAD(P)H as one donor, and incorporation of one atom of oxygen; heme binding. Gene Ontology annotation, cellular component: membrane. NCBI's taxonomy places the organism in Eukaryota, Viridiplantae, Streptophyta, Magnoliopsida, Vitales, Vitaceae.